AAAAAUAAUAAUAUAAUUUCGACUUAGGUUAUAUAAAAGGUCCAUAUAAAAGAAUAUAACACUUAUAACACUAGUAAAAAGAAGACGAAUAAAAAUGGAGUGGCAAUUAAAAUAUUUUUUGUUGAUAACAUCUUGUUUGAUAUUUAACGAAGGGAUUGUAGAUAAAUAUUCGUGUAAAGAAAAAAUAUGUCUAUUUGAAAAAGGUACAACGAACACAGCUGUUGCAAUCGGUUACAUUAAAACAUUAAAACUAGCUUACGAGAGUGGAUGUAAUUGGGAUGAAAAUACGACUACUGAAGCUGCAGCAAAUGGGCAUUUAGAAUGUUUAAAAUAUGCACAUGAAAAUGCAUGUAAAUGGGAUGAGAAAACUACACAGGCUGCUGCUGCAAAUGGACAUUUAGAAUGUUUAAAAUAUGCACAUGAAAAUGUAUGUAAAUGGGAUGAGAAAACUACACAAGCUGCUGCUGCAAAUGGACAUUUAGAUUGUUUAAAAUAUGCUCACGAAAAUGGCUGUAGAUGGGAUGAGAAAACUACACAGGCUGCUGCUGCAAAUGGACAUUUAGAUUGUUUAAAAUAUGCACAUGAAAAUGUAUGUAAAUGGGAUGAGAAAACUACACAGGCUGCUGCUGCAAAUGGACAUUUAGAAUGUUUAAAAUAUGCACAUGAAAAUGUAUGUAAAUGGGAUGAGAAAACUACACAAGCUGCUGCUGCAAAUGGACAUUUAGAAUGUUUAAAAUAUGCACAUGAUAAUGCAUGUAAAUGGGAUGAGAAAACUACACAAGCUGCUGCUGCAAAUGGACAUUUAGAUUGUUUAAAAUAUGCACAUGAAAAUGUAUGUAAAUGGGAUGAGAAAACUACACAAGCUGCUGCUGCGAAUGGACAUUUAGAAUGUUUAAAAUAUGCACAUGAAAAUGUAUGUAAAUGGGAUGAGAAAACUACACAAGCUGCUGCUGCAAAUGGACAUUUAGAAUGUUUAAAAUAUGCACAUGAAAAUGUAUGUAAAUGGGAUGAGAAAACUACACAAGCUGCUGCUGCGAAUGGACAUUUAGAAUGUAUAAAAUAUGCUCACGAAAAUGGAUGUCCGUGGGAUGUGAGCACAACAAAAGCAGCUGCAAAUUAUGGUAAUUUAAAAAACUUAAAAUACAUUCACGAAAAUGGAUGUAAAUGGGAUCAAAAAACCACAAUGGCUGCUGCUGAAAAUGGGCAUUUAAAAUGCUUAAAAUAUGCUUUUGAAAAUGGGUGUAAUUGGAAUGAACAAACAACUUUAAAUGCUGCUUUAGGAGGUAAUUUUGAUUGUUUGAAAUAUGCACAUGAAAAUGGAUGCAAAUGGCAUAAAAAAAUAACGGAAGUAGCUGCUUCUAAGGGUGAUUUAAAUAUAUUAAAAUAUGCUCAUGAAAACGGAUGUGAUUGGGCUGUUAGUACUAUAGUUUCAGCUGCUGAGCACGGUAAUUUAGAUUGUUUAAAAUAUGCCUAUGAACAUGGAUGCCAUAUCAUUGAAGGUACGAUGAGAGGGGCCGCUUCUAAUGGACAUCUAGACUGUUUAAUGUACGUAUAUAACAAAGGUUGUGUAUUGGGGGAUGAAGUCAUGACUUGUGAACAUACCGCGAAUGAUAGUUUUAACUGUUUGUUAUGUGCUCAUGAUAACGGUUUUGAAUGGGAUGAAGGAACAACUAGAGUAGCUGCAGAAGGAGGUCAUUUAGACUGUUUAAUAUAUGCUCAUGAAAACGGAUGUGAAUGGGAUGAAGGAACAACUAGAGUAGCUGCAGAAGGCGGUCAUCUAGAAUGUUUAAUAUAUGCUCUUGAAAACGGAUGUGAAUGGGAUGAAGGAACAACUAGAGUAGCUGCAGAAGGCGGCUAUUUAGACUGUUUAAUAUAUGCUCAUAAAAAGGGAUACGAAUGGGAUGAAGGAACAACUAGAGUAGCUGCAGAAGGCGGCCAUUUAGACUGUUUAAUUUAUGCUCAUGAAAACGGAUGCGAAUGGGAUGAAGGAACAACUAGAGAAGCUGCUCUAGGCGGCUAUUUAGACUGUUUAAUGUAUGCUCAUGAAAACGGAUGCGAAUGGGAUGAAGGAACAACUAGUGAAGCUGCUCUAGGUGGCUAUUUGGACUGUUUAAUAUAUGCUCAUGAAAAAGGAUGCAAAUGGGAUGAAGGAACAACUAGAGAAGCUGCUCUAGGCGGCUAUUUAGACUGUUUAAUGUAUGCUCAUGAUAAUGGAUGCGAAUGGGAUGAAGGAACAACUAGAGUAGCUGCAGAAGGCGGCCAUUUAGACUGUUUAAUUUAUGCUCAUGAAAACGGAUGCGAAUGGGAUGAAGGAACAACUAGAGAAGCUGCUCUAGGCGGCUAUUUAGACUGUUUAAUGUAUGCUCAUGAUAAUGGAUGCGAAUGGGAUGAAGGAACAACUAGAGUUGCUGCAGAAGACGGUAAUUUAGACUGUUUAAUAUAUGCUCAUGAAAAAGGAUGCAAAUGGGAUGAAGGAACAACUAGAGUUGCUGCCGGAAGCGGCUAUUUGGACUGUUUAAUAUAUGCUCAUGAAAACGGAUGCGAAUGGGAUGAAGGAACAACUAGUGAAGCUGCUCUAGGUGGCUAUUUGGACUGUUUAAUAUAUGCUCAUGAAAAAGGAUGCAAAUGGGAUGAAGGAACAACUAGAGAAGCUGCUCUAGGCGGCUAUUUAGACUGUUUAAUGUAUGCUCAUGAUAAUGGAUGCGAAUGGGAUGAAGGAACAACUAGAGUAGCUGCAGAAGGCGGCCAUUUAGACUGUUUAAUUUAUGCUCAUGAAAACGGUUGCGAAUGGGAUGAAGGAACAACUAGAGUUGCUGCCGGAAGCGGCUAUUUGGACUGUUUAAUAUAUGCUCAUGAAAACGGAUGUAAAUGGGACAAUAGCACGACUAAAGAUGCUGCUCAAGGCGGACAUUUGAAUUGCUUAAAAUAUGCUUAUGAAAAUGGAUGCGAAUGGAAUAAAAUGACAACAGUGGUAGCUGCACAAAACGGCAAUUUGGAAUGUUUAAAAUACGCUCAUGUAAAUGGAUGUAAUUUGGCUGAAUGUACAACAUUGGCAUCUGUUGUAAACGGUCAUUUAGACUGCUUAACAUAUGCUCAUGAAAACGGAUGCAAAUGGGAUAAUAGAACAACUAAAUUCGCUGCUGAUGGCGGACAUUUGGAUUGCUUAAAAUAUGCUUAUGAAAAUGGAUGCGAAUGGGAUAAAGCAAUAACGAAAUCAGCUGUUACUAGAGGUAAUUUAAAAAUCAUUAAAUAUGCCCAUGAAAAAGGACAUCCUAUAGACGAAGAUACAUACAGAUUUGCCGUUUUAAGAGGUAAGCUAGAAAUACUGAAAUAUGUUCAUGAAAACGGAUAUAAAUGGGAUAAAAAAACAACAAGGUUAUUUGCUGCUAACGGGCAUUUAGAAUGUUUAAAAUAUGCUCAUGAAAAAGGUUAUGAAUGGGAUGAAGGAACAAUAGUUACAGCAGCAGUGCAUGGUAAUUUAGAUUGCCUAAAAUUUGCCAAUCAACACGGAUACAGUUGGGUCGAAGGUACGACGAGAGGGGCAGCUUCUAAUGGACAUUUAGACUGUCUAAAAUAUGCUUAUAACAAUGGUUGUGAAUGGGAUGAAGGCACAACGAGAGAAGCCGCUGCUAGAGGUUCCAUUGAUUGUUUGAAAUUUGCUCGUGAAAAUGGUUGCGAAUGGAGUGAAAGUACAAAAAUUACAGCCGUCGCGCAUGAUCAUUUAUAUUGCUUUGAAUAUGCUCACGAAAAUGGUUGUCCUAAUUAGUUGUUUAUUGUAUUUAUUCUUUUUUUUAUUUAUUCAUGUUUUUAGUUUUUCAAAAAAAAAUUUAAAUAAGUUUAACUUUCUAUGCUAUGUUAAUUUUUAUUUAUAUAAUAUUUAUAAAAAUCUGUACUCCCCUUGUAAGGUAUUUAAAAAAAAAAAAAAAAUACAA
This is a messenger RNA of Daktulosphaira vitifoliae (grape phylloxera), 3932 nucleotides long. RefSeq lists its product as uncharacterized. NCBI's taxonomy places the organism in Eukaryota, Metazoa, Arthropoda, Insecta, Hemiptera, Phylloxeridae. The coding region runs from base 95 to 3766 and encodes 1223 amino acids. The record is from RefSeq and is a predicted model, not a curated record. The transcript is spliced from 4 exons. Gene Ontology annotation, molecular function: protein binding.